Neofelis nebulosa (Clouded leopard) is the source of this 1189-nucleotide messenger RNA. RefSeq names its product testis specific serine kinase 4 (gene TSSK4). The record is from RefSeq and is a predicted model, not a curated record. The transcript has 4 exons. Gene Ontology annotation, biological process: intracellular signal transduction; microtubule cytoskeleton organization; protein phosphorylation. Bases 1 to 999 code for a protein of 332 amino acids. Lineage: Eukaryota; Metazoa; Chordata; Mammalia; Carnivora; Felidae. Gene Ontology annotation, molecular function: protein serine/threonine kinase activity; tau-protein kinase activity; ATP binding. Gene Ontology annotation, cellular component: cytoplasm.
AUGCGGAAGGGAGACACCCUGGAGGUAGCACCACCCACCUCAGCCUACCGCUCUGUCAUGGAGGAGUAUGGUUACGAGGUGGGCAAGGUCAUUGGCAAUGGCUCCUAUGGGACGGUUUAUGAGGCUUACUACACAAAGCAGAAGAUCAUGGUGGCUGUCAAGAUCAUCUCAAAGAAGAAGGCCUCUGAGGACUACCUUAACAAGUUCCUGCCCCGUGAGAUACAGGUAAUGAAGGUCCUGCGGCACAAGUACCUCAUCAACUUCUAUCAGGCCAUCGAAACCACAUCCCGAGUAUACAUCAUUCUGGAGCUGGCUCAGGGUGGUGACGUCCUUGAAUGGAUCCAGCACUAUGGGGCUUGCUCUGAGCCCCAUGCUGGCAAGUGGUUCUCCCAGAUGACCCUGGGCAUCGCCUACCUGCACAGCAAGGGCAUCGUGCACCGCCUGACCCCCAGCCUUUCUGCUGCUGGUAGGGACUUAAAGUUGGAGAACCUGUUGCUGGACAAGUGGGAGAACGUGAAGAUAUCGGACUUUGGCUUCGCCAAGAUGGUGCCUUCUAACCAGACUGUGCAUGGUAGCUCUUCUUACCGCCAUAUGAACUGCUUUACCCACCUCAGCCGGACCUACUGUGGCAGCUUUGCUUAUGCCUGCCCGGAGAUCUUGCUGGGCUUGCCCUACAACCCUUUCCUGUCUGACACCUGGAGCAUGGGCGUCAUCCUCUACACUCUAGUGGUGGCCCGGCUGCCCUUUGAUGACACCAAUCUCUUAAAGCUGCUGAAAGAGACUCAAAAGGAGGUCACUUUUCCACCUAACUACUCCAUCUCCCAGGAGUGCAAGGUCCAACUGCUCAUUGCCUGUGUGGCACAAUGGGAGGCAAGCUCAGCCAAGACCUCUCUCUCCCCUGCCCUAGAACCUGGUCUUCCAGACGCUGUGCCAAGCCACCAAGCGUGCCACCAUCCUGGACAUCAUCAAGGAUCCUUGGGUGCUCAAGUUCCAGCCUGAGCAACCCACCCAUGAGAUCAGGCUGCUUGAGGCCAUGUGCCAACCCCCCAGCACCACUAAUCGGCACCAGUCCUUGGAAAUCAAUACCUAAAAGUGGUUAAGGGAGGGAGCUGAGAGAGGAGCAAAGCAGGAGGGUCUGGGGCUAACGAUCUUUUCUACCAAAAAUAAAUCUAUACCUGAUUUAGUUUCA